This is a messenger RNA of Peromyscus leucopus (white-footed mouse), 6907 nucleotides long. It is a transcript of the gene Rapgef3, whose product is annotated as Rap guanine nucleotide exchange factor 3. Gene Ontology annotation, biological process: positive regulation of GTPase activity; Ras protein signal transduction. Gene Ontology annotation, molecular function: guanyl-nucleotide exchange factor activity. Gene Ontology annotation, cellular component: plasma membrane. The coding region runs from base 4066 to 6366 and encodes 766 amino acids. NCBI's taxonomy places the organism in Eukaryota, Metazoa, Chordata, Mammalia, Rodentia, Cricetidae. The record is from RefSeq and is a predicted model, not a curated record. The transcript has 21 exons.
ACAACUUUGGAUCCUUGAUUCUCUUGCCUCCUCCACUUCCCCAGUGCUGGGAUUAUAGGCAUGUACCACAACUCAUGCAUUCGGUGCUGGGGCUGGAGUCCAGAGCUCUGUGCAUGCUGGGCAAGUGCUCUAUCAACUGGGAUAGCCCACCAGCCUGUUCCCAGCGAUUGGGGGUGGCAUCUGCUACCCAGACUUACAGCACCAUUCCUGGCAACUGUGGUAAAUGUCAAAUGGAUUCGAGAUUUUUAUUAAUGACCCUGAGGGACGACACUGAAGGAUGAGGGAGGCAAGGAUGAGGGAGGCGAGGCAGGGGUAGCCAUCGCCAUCAAGCGCACGCGCCGCGCCGGGGCGGAGGGGGGGGGAGGAGUUGAAUACACACCCAAGGGUGUCCCUACAAUUUGCCAUCAGGGUAACCUUCGGCACAUUUCUUCACCUCUCUGUGCUCCACUUCCCUUACUUGCAAAUAAAAGCUGUACGGGAAAGAAAAUGGCAUUUACGAGAGCUACCUCUAAGAUGAGUGGGCUGCCCACAGUAACUGCUGAGACCACCACUGGGCUGGAGCAGCCGCCCUGGGGAAAGGAGAGGCGUGCUAUUGGUUGAACCAACCACCCAGGUGCCUGAUUGGCUGGAGGAGAAGGGCGCUACCUUACAGGUUUCUUGCUUAGACAGUGGCAGGACUCCAAGAGCUGAGAGGCCCAAGCAGGGGGAGGAGCCCCCUGGGGCAGGAAGGGAGUGCUGGACACGUGGAGUUUUGAGGCUCCAGCACAAAUCCAGGAAGCUGUGGGCUCAGUGUGUGCAAAGUCAGCCAAAAGGGCUGGCGGGAAGAGACACAGUCUCGAGUCAGAGCCCGGUUCUCAGAGCCUCCUUCAGCAAUCCCACCUCCAUGCCCAGUACCCAGGAGAGCUACCACAUUCACCUCAAGAGACAGACAGGGUCCUAGGGGACCUGUAUUCAGGCUGAAGCUCACUGAAGGGACAGCCUGUUAUCAAGUGGAUUUGAUGUGCCUCUCACUCACAUCACCUGUCUGUUCCUCUCUGAGCACCAGAGCCAGAAGGCCUAGGGCAUUCUCAUCUUUAAAGUCGGACUGCACAGAUUCAGUGACCCCUUGGGUAGAAUCACUCAGUGCCCUACUGCUCUCCAGUUGGAAGACCUUGAGCACAUUAUUUAACAUCUUGGAGCCUCAGCUUCCCCAUCUGAAAAAUGGGACAAUGAUAAUGCCAUUUCACAGGACAAUUAGGUGGAUGUAUAUGAAGUAUUAAGAACAGGGCCUAGUACACGCUAACUCUAAUUAUUAUUUAUCUGUCAAAGACACCUGCCGGGCAUGUAAUGACAGCUGGGGAGGGUGGAUGCCGCCACAGGACACGGCAUGAUCACCUCCAAGAUGAGCCAUCUGGCCUGGGCGUCUUCUUCAGACCUCCUUCCCCAUCCCUGGACCCUGUGGGUCUCAACCUCAAUGGAACAUCUAAUGAGCAGUAAUUGCACUGGCUAGGUCCCUCCCCUCAAUCCCGAGAAGACCCACAGCACUGGCAGGCGGCAGGAAACCUGACUCCCGCUAAGAAGGGACAUCUAAUCCUUUGGGUGGCUCUGGCCAGCAGUGACGAGGUAAGCCCAAAAACCAGCAUCGUGGCUUCCUAGGACGGAGAGGAUGAGGGCAGGAUGGGGCCAAUAAGUUUGGGACAGUCAUUGUCAUUGUUGCCCAUUUGAACGUCUUUCUUCGGCUGCUUCCUGUGUAUUCAGUACUUCUCUGGUGACAAACAAAGGCAACAUGAGAAAAAGAGUUUGAAUCACAGUGUGAAGGUCCAGGCCACCAAGGAGAAGGCGCGGUGACAGGAGCAUUAGCUGGUCACUUCGCACUGGCAGCCAGGAAGGGUGAACGUGGCGCUCAGCUCACUUUGGCCUUUUCGUUCACGGAGGGACCCUGGUCUGCGGGGACGGUGCUGCCCUCAUUCACAGUGGGUCUUCUCUCUAAAGACACCUUCAAAGGUGCCCAGAGGUUUGUCCUCAGGUGCUUCUGAAUCCUGUCAGAUGGAUAAUGAAUAUUAGUGUCAUUUACCCUGCCCGGCCCUGGCUGCCACACACACUGUCCCUUCUUGCAUCUUAGUACCUGCUCACAAGGCAUUGCGGUCUAGAGAAUGACAAUAUGGCAGAGAGAGCAUACGCAGGCCAUCCUGGGGGCGAAGCAGAGCCAGACAGCCUGGAUAGGAUUGUCACUGGGUAGGGAACAGAGCCAGGAGCAUGGUUAGAUCAACAGGUAAGCAAGUGUCCUAUCUCCUCUCUCAGCGUCUUUUCCCUCCUGCCCUAAGUGGGGCAACAGGAAUAGGAAAGAGGGAAUUUCCUACUCCACAGUCAGUUCCAGGGAACUCUUUUGCAAGACCUUCUAGGCAUCCUGAGUGGCACCACGGAACCCCCCCAAACCCCAACUCUUUCCCUGAAAUGCUACCCAUUUCCUAUCCUUUUAGGCCAAGUAUCCAAGCCGUUCUCUAAGUUCUAGGAACUUGAGUUGUGGGCUGGACUCCUUCCCAGGUUCCCUUCUUUGCUCAGAGGAGCAGGGAAAUUUUCACUAGUGUGUCUCAAAGGGUGGGCACCACAGAUGACCUGAAAAUGUUUGUCCAAGGUACAGAUUUUCUGUUUCAUGCCAGUAAGAUGGAAUCAGAAUCUGAGGAGUUAAAACGUCCAUGCUAAUAUGCCCCAGGGAGAGAAAAAUUGUUGAGAGACACAUACCCACUAAAAUUCAGGUUUUUAAUGAUGAUUAAAAUUCUUACAUCAAGAAAUCAGUUCUGGGUGGAAAUGGGCUUCUAUGCUGGAUUUAGCCCCCACCCCUCCCCCAGAUUUAAUGGCAGCGGGGAAGGAGAAGAGAAGGGGCGAGGGAGAGUUCUAGAACGCUGGGGGCGGGACCUGUGCCUUCUGCUAAACCCUCAUUAAUGUCCUGAGCAAUUACCAGGCGUCACGGAAAUCGCUGUCCCAGGUCACAUUCUCUGUCCACUCGGAAGCAGGCGUGAGUGAGGCGAAGUGCCCGCCAUCUGUGUGUCGGUGGAAGUGAGACCCAGGGGGUGUGGGGGCCUCUGCCUUUACCUAGCCCGGCAUAGGGGAGCACUAGGGGGUGAGAGGCGUGGCCCUCUGAAGUCCAGCCUGCCACAAAUCCAAAGCCUGGCCAAUCCACGCAUCCACGCGACCCUCUCUCCAUCUGGAAUGCGGUCGCUCCCCUCCAGCCUCAACUUCCCAAGCCGCAAGAUCGAGAGGGCAGAGGUGGGAAGCCAGGCAGCGGGAUUCCCCACAGGAAGGCUGCCUAGUUCCAACCCCGAGCUGCCGGAGACCCUGAAUCCAAACGGGAGGCCGGACGCCCCUGGCCAGGAAGCAGCCCCAGCCCGGAUUUCCCUCUCGGGUGGGGCGGCCAUGACUCACUCCCUCCCCCUUCCCUAGUUUCCUUGUUUGCAUUUCUCCUCCUGGCCACGUGGCGGCGGGUGCAGCCUUCACGGGCCCCUAACCCCGCACCGGGGCUGCGACAGGGGCUUCCACCCGAAGGCACUUCCUACCCGCUGGGGCUUCGGGUCCGGAGCCCUGAACCCACUGACGCAGUCCCAGGUAGGGACUCCAUCAGCUGUGGGUCCGGCCCCUUCCCCGAUGUCCACCCCUACCGUAAAGCCGGUGCCUGUUCCCCGCCCCCUCGGCUUGUCCCGGGGAGGGGAAGGGGCGGGCAGCGCAGGGGGUGUGACAGCUCCCGCCCGGAUCAGUGCCAGCUGCAGCUUCGCUUGAACGCCCUGUGCCAGCUGGCUCUUACAUCUGGGACGGAGGCGGAGGCUCGACGCUCUUAGUCUUUGGGGAGGGGUGGGGGUUCCCCCACGCCCCCCACCCCACCCCCCAGCCCUCUACUCACCCAGGGCGAGCCCCUCUGCCUAGCCCGGCGUCUUGCUACUCCGGACGACCUGUCCUGCUGGGAACUGGCCCGGGUGUCGCUGGCACCCACACCCCUCCAGGAUUCCCGGGGCAGAGCUGUGCUGGAGCGCGCCAGGGAUCCUCCAGCCUCUUGCUAAGAGCGUGCACCGCUGUGUGAGCUGGAGAAGAAACAUGAAGGUCAGCUGGCCAGGUGAGAACCACUGGCAGGUGGGCCCGGCUGUGGUGGAGAGUCCGGCGGUGGGGACGCCGCCGGUGGGAAGUCUCCCUGACGUGGUCCCCGAGGGCACGCUGCUCGAUAUGGUGCUGAAGAGAAUGCACCGUCCGCGGCGCUGCUCCUACCAGCUGGUGUUCGAGCACAGGCGGCCCAGCUGCAUCCAGGGACUUCGCUGGACACCACUUACCAACAGUGAGGAGUCGCUGGACUUCAGUGUGAGCCUGGAGCAGGCCACCACAGAGCGUGUGCUCAAGGCAGGGAAACUCCUGCACCGCCAUCUCCUGGCCACCUACCCGACCCUCAUCCGAGACAGAAAAUACCAUCUCCGACUCUAUCGACAAUGCUGCUCUGGCCGGGAGCUGGUGGAUGGGAUCUUGGCUCUGGGGCUUGGCGUCCAUUCACGGAGCCAAGCUGUGGGCAUCUGCCAGGUGUUGCUGGAUGAGGGUGCCCUUUGCCAUGUAAAACAUGACUGGACCUUCCAGGACCGAGAUGCCCAAUUCUACAGGUUCCCUGGACCAGAGCCAGAGCCCGCGGGAACUCAGGAUGUGGAAGAGGAGCUUGUUGAGGCAACAGCCCUGCUCUCGCAGCGAGGGCCCGAUGCCUUACUCACUGUGGCGCUCCGGAAGCCCCCAGGUCAGCGAACAGAUGAAGAACUGGACCUCAUCUUCGAGGAGCUGCUGCACAUCAAGGCGGUGGCCCACCUCUCCAACUCCGUGAAGCGGGAAUUAGCGGCUGUUCUGCUCUUUGAACCACACAGCAAGGCCGGGACUGUGUUGUUUAGCCAGGGGGACAAAGGCACCUCGUGGUACAUUAUCUGGAAGGGAUCUGUCAAUGUGGUGACUCACGGCAAGGGGCUGGUGACCACGUUGCACGAGGGAGAUGACUUUGGACAGCUGGCUCUGGUGAACGAUGCGCCUCGGGCAGCCACCAUCAUCCUCAGAGAAAAUAACUGUCACUUUCUGCGUGUGGACAAGCAGGACUUCAACCGCAUCAUCAAGGAUGUGGAAGCAAAAACCAUGAGGCUGGAAGAACAUGGCAAAGUGGUGUUGGUUCUGGAGAGGAGCUCUCAGGGCACCGGCCCUUCCCGCCCCCCAACCCCAGGCAGGAACCGGUAUACAGUAAUGUCUGGCACCCCAGAGAAGAUCCUAGAACUCCUGUUGGAAGCCAUGCGACCAGAUUCCAGUGCUCAUGACCCAACAGAGACGUUCCUCAGUGACUUCCUGCUGACCCACAGUGUCUUCAUGCCCAGCACCCAGCUCUUCACUGCCCUCCUGCACCACUUCCACGUGGAGCCAGCAGAGCCCGCUGGAGGCAGCGAGCAGGACCGGAGCAGCUACGUCUGUAACAAGAGGCAGCAGAUUCUGCGGCUGGUCAGCCGGUGGGUGGCCCUGUACGGCCCCAUGCUCCACUCAGACCCGGUGGCCACCAGCUUCCUCCAGAAGCUCUCAGACCUGGUGAGCAGGGAUGCCCGACUUAGCAACUUGCUGAGAGAACAGUGGCCGGAGAGGCGGCGGCACCACAGGUUGGAGAACGGCUGUGGGAAUGCAUCUCCUCAGACCAAGGCCCGGAACACACCUGUUUGGCUUCCUGGCCAGGAGGAACCCCUCCCAAGCAGCACCGGUGCCAUCCGAGUCGGGGACAAAGUCCCCUACGACAUCUGCAGACCCGACCACACGGUGCUGACCCUGCAGCUGCCUGUGACCGCCUCCGUGAGAGAAGUGAUGGCGGCCCUGGCCCACGAGGACCACUGGACCAAGGGGCAGGUGCUGGUGAAGGUCAAUUCCGCAGGCGGUGAGUUGCGUCUCUGGAUCGACUCUCGCCCUGAGAGGGCGCCCUCAGCUCUACGCCCGCACCCUUCUGAUGAAAGCAACACCAAUCGCAGCCAGGCUCUGGGCUCACAGGCCGGGCUCCGGGCUCACAGGCCGGGCUCUGGGCUCACAGGCCGGGCUCUGGGCUCACAGGCCGGGCUCUGGGCUCACAGGCCGGGUCUCAUGUCUUUGUAUUGCCCACAGCGAAUGAUGGCCAGAGCCGUCCGGAUGCUCCACCAGUGCCGGAGUCACAGCACAGUGCCUCUGUCACCGCUCAGAAGCCGAGUUUCCCACAUCCACGAGGACAGUCAGGCGUCGAGGAUCUCCACAUGCUCUGAGCAGUCCCUGAGCACCCGGAGUCCAGCCAGCACCUGGGCUUAUGUCCAGCAGCUGAAGGUCAUCGACAACCAGCGGGAACUGUCCCGCCUCUCCCGGGAGCUGGAGCCGUGAGGAGGGACUGGGCGGAGCAGGCACGUCUCUCAGAGAAAGCCAGAGCCUGUGGGGCCCCCCGAGAGGUCCAGAGGCCAGCCACAGCUGGGCAGGGCUCUCCAUGGAUCGGACUCAAGGCCCUGGAGUGGGCAGUGUAGAGGCAGCUGUCCCGUGAUGACCGUCGGCGAAGGAGAUCUUUGAUGUGGAACCGAGCUGGCCACAAGGCCAAGGAAGAGGGGCCACUGAGGCCCUGGCGUGGGUAGGAGAGCUGGGAGGUGCAGGACUCUGUGGUUCCAUAGAGAGCUCUCCCACCAGGCUGUAUGUACAACUGUGCCGCCCAGUGGUCGCCAGGGCCCGCGCUUGUUUUCCACAGGGGUCAGAGAGCUCACAUCUGUAUGAUGGGUGUGCACUGGGUGGGACCUUGCCCGGGAGAGGGUGGGGAGUUCUGCUUUUCUCUCCACACUUCUGAGAUAAACAGCUGGGUGUAGGCAGGGUGGUUGCCUAGAGUGGUGGGUCCCUGAGGAGCUGUAUUGUUCCCAUAAAUUAACAAAGAUGUGUGUGU